Messenger RNA from Lathyrus sativus (Indian pea), 1785 nucleotides. The record is from the annotation of a GenBank genome assembly. Lineage: Eukaryota; Viridiplantae; Streptophyta; Magnoliopsida; Fabales; Fabaceae.
AUGGAAGAAGGCAAAGGAGUGAAGGAGGAGGAGUACACAGAAGAUGGAACUGUGAAUCUUAAAGGAAAACCAGUUCUUAGAUCCAAAACUGGUGGUUGGAAAGCAUGUUCCUUUGUUGUUGUGUAUGAAAUAUUCGAAAGAAUGGCGUAUUAUGGAAUAUCAUCGAACUUGAUUCUGUAUCUAACAAAGAAGCUUAACCAAGGAACUGUGACUGCUUCAAACAAUGUGACCAACUGGGUUGGGACUAUUUGGAUAACACCAAUACUAGGUGCUUACGUUGCUGAUGCUCACCUUGGUCGUUUUUGGACUUUUCUCAUUGCUUCCACCAUUUAUUUAUCGGGUAUGUCUCUGCUAACACUAGCAGUGUCACUUUCCAGUUUAAAGCCACCUCCUUGCACUGAAAUAGAUCUAACAAAAUGCAAAAGAGCUUCAACAUUACAACUAGCUGUGUUUUAUGGUGCACUCUAUACUCUAGCCAUAGGAACAGGUGGAACAAAACCGAAUAUUUCCACCAUUGGUGCUGACCAGUUUGAUGAUUUUCAUCCUAAGGAAAAAUCGCACAAGCUCUCGUUUUUCAAUUGGUGGAUGUUUAGUAUCUUCUUUGGGACGCUUUUUGCUAACACUGUUUUGGUUUAUGUCCAAGAUAAUGUUGGGUGGACUCUUGGAUAUGCUUUACCGACUUUAGGACUUGCGAUAUCGAUUAUGAUAUUCUUGGCAGGAACGCCGUUUUAUCGACAUAAAUUGCCUGCGGGGAGUACUUUCACUAGAAUGGCUAGAGUCAUUGUUGCUGCUUUACGAAAACGGAAAGUGCCGAUUCCGAAUGAUACUAAAGAACUAUAUGAACUUGAUAUGGUAGAGUAUGCUAAGAAAGGGAGUAACACUUACAGAAUUGAUUCCACUCCAACAUUGAGGUUCCUAGACAAGGCAUGUGUGAAAACAGGCUCAACUAGUCCAUGGAUGUUAUGCACAGUUACACAUGUAGAAGAGACAAAACAAAUGCUAAGGAUGAUUCCAAUCUUGGUUGCUACAUUUGUUCCAAGUACAAUGGUUGCACAAAUAAAUACUCUUUUUGUAAAACAAGGAACAACACUUGACAGACAGAUUGGAAGCUUCAAAAUUCCACCAGCAAGUUUAGGUGCAUUUGUCACAUUGUCUUUGCUUGUCUGCGUAGUGCUCUACGACCGUUUCUUCGUUAAGAUCAUGCAGAGAAUCACCAGGAAUCCAAGAGGGAUUACCCUUCUUCAAAGAAUGGGAAUCGGUCUUGUUAUCCACACGAUUAUCAUGGUUAUUGCAUCUUUUACAGAAAGAUAUAGACUUAGUGUUGCAAAAGAACAUGGUUUGGUUGAAAGUGGAGGACAGGUUCCUCUAAGUAUUUUCAUUCUGCUUCCUCAGUUUAUACUUAUGGGAACAGCGGAUGCGUUUUUAGAAGUUGCGAAAAUCGAGUUUUUCUAUGAUCAAGCACCGGAAAGCAUGAAGAGUGUUGGAACUUCAUACUCAUCAACUACAAUAGGCAUUGGAAAUUUCAUAAGUUCAUUCCUUCUGUCGACAGUUUCACACAUAACUAAGCAACAUGGUCAUAGAGGGUGGAUUUUGAACAAUCUGAAUGAGUCUCAUCUUGAUUACUAUUACGCGUUUUUCGCUUUGUUGAACUUGUUGAACUUAGUCUUCUUCGCGAUUGUUACAAGGUUUUAUGUGUAUAGGGUUGAAGUUUCGGAUUCCAUUCAAGUGCUUGCAGAAGAACUGAAGGAAAAAAGAAUGGCUAACCAAGUGGACCUUAUAGAAUAA